CAGAUGAAAUUACUCAGGCUGUCAGCGUGUGUCUAAAUGCUUCAAAUCACCGCAAGAAAGCGCGAGAAGUAAAGACUGCGUUUCACGCGGGGCUAAUUAUCCAGCUUUGAUUAAAUUUAAAAAAAGCGGAGGUGAUCCUUAAAAUUCACCUUAUAAUGUAUAUGUACUCUAAUAAGACUUUUGAGGGACAGUCUGAGACCACGUGAGCCAUCAAAGGUCAGAUCGCUCCAUUUCACUGGUUGCGGCGUCAGGUUUAGUGUUUAAAAUGUAAGUGGCAGCGCAGAGUGCAGCGGGUUAAGGUAGAGCAGGCAAAUAGCGUGUAGGGAUAAAGUGUGUUGAGAGACAAACUAUUUUCUGCAGUGUGAGGGCAGCAGGGAGGAUCUGUGGCUUAAAGCCAUCACAGGGCUGCUGGAGGAGAUGCAUUCUUUAUUCUGAGGAGGGGAGGAGGGACAGGAGGGGAGAGAGAGAGAGAGAGAGAGAGAGAGGUGAGCAGAGCGCGCGCACACACGUCGCACUAUCAGCUGAAUCCAUCUAUGACAACAGCUGGCAGGGAGUCCGCGUCUGAGCUGCGGAAACACUAGAGACAAGUUUGAGGUCCACAUUAAAAAAAAAACAUAGGGAGAGAAAACGAGCGCACCCGGACGGACGCGGCUGGCCGUCAUGGCCCGUAGCGGAUUAGGCGGCGGACACUUGGGUGAGUGCGUCCUCGCCGCUCGGGCGGAGUGUGGAAGGAGAGAUACGGGCGCCGCGAUCUCCCCGCUGCCGCUGUCUUCGCUCCGCGCGAGCCGCGGACGGCGCUGAGUUAAAGCUUAAAGGAGCUCCGCUUGGCCGUGAAGCGCCCGGGACCUGGAAAACACACACAUACACGUUUUUAAAAAAAAAAAAAAAAAAAAAAGAAAAGGAGGAAAAAGUGCGGACAGACGCGAAGCCUCCUGCAGGAAAAUAUGCUGCUCAGCGGGCUGCUGAUCGGAACCGAUCCGCACCAGCGUUACCAAGUGGACCUUUACGCACGGUCACACGGCGGGACCGCGUGAAGGACAGAUGCUCAACGGGAAGGAGAAAGUUGAACGCGGUAGCGGGGUUUGUAAUGGAUAAAGGCUCGCCAAAGGUCUCUGGAUCCAAAUGUCACCCCCCUUGGACUCUGCCCCAGUCGGGGACCAGCAGUGUGUGACGGAUAGGCAAGUGGAGCCUGCGGCGGCUGUCGACUGCGUGGCUUCAAAUUGGCCCUGGCUGAGCUCUGUAUGGAGCGACGAGUGAAGAGUCCUGGUAUGGUCUGAUGUCUCAGCAUGGAUGGAGUCAGUCACAGGACCGGCCACCACUAAUGAGACCAUCGCUCUUCGGCUGAGGACUAGCAUUUACAGGAUUACUCCCGCAGUUUCCUACUCUUUUCCCAGCUAACUGCAUUAUUACUGAACUAGGUGGACUUUUUGUGGGUCUGGUUUUGGUGUAUAUGUAUAUAUAUAUAUAUAAAUAUAUAUAUAUAUAUAUAGACGCCUUUACUUUUAUUGCGGCUUCUCUUUUUCCCUUUUUGUUGUUUCACUAUGGAGUUUCUUGCUGGACCCUGGAAUAAAGAUUGGGCUUCAUUCUUGCAGUUUUGGUUGACUGUCAUCCUAAGCCUCCAAAUGCAGUUCAAGCCAGGUGCUUCUUGCCCGGAGGAGUGUCGUUGUGACAAAGCAUUUGUGUACUGCAAUGAACGCAGCCUGACGUCAGUGCCUCUAGGGAUACAGGAGGGCUACAAGGUCCUUUACCUGCAUAACAACCAGAUCAACAAUGCUGGCUUCCCUUUGGAACUUCACAAUCUGGCCUCUGUGGAGACUGUUUAUCUUUACGGCAACCAACUUGAUGAGUUUCCCAUUAAUCUUCCCAAAAACACGAGGGUUCUGCAUCUACAGGAGAACAAUAUCCAAACCAUCUCCAAGGCAGCCCUGGCUCAGCUGACUAAACUAGAGGAGCUGCACCUUGAUGAUAACUCCAUCUCCACAGUGGGGGUGGAAGAAGGGGCCUUUAGGGAGGCUCUGAGCCUCAAACUCCUCUUCCUCACCAAAAACCACUUGAGCAGUGUUCCCAUUGGUCUUCCUGAGGACCUGAAGGAGUUGCGGUUGGACGAGAAUCGCAUUGCUGUCAUCGCAGAGGAGGCUUUCCAGAAUGUGACACGCCUGCAGCGCCUCCUGCUGGAUGGGAACCUUCUGACGGACGAGGGCAUCGCGCCAGGAACCUUCCAGUUCCUGAACAACCUUCGUGAGUUGGCCCUGGCCCGCAAUUCACUCACCUUCCCCCCUCCCCUUCUACCCACCCAGUCGCUGGCUAAACUCAGCUUGCAAGAGAACCAGAUUGACCAGAUCCCUGUGGCGGCCUUCGCCGGCCUAAACAGGCUUGAAAAACUGGAUAUCUCCAGUAACCAGCUUCAGACUGUAACCCAGGGUGUGUUUGAUAGCCUGUCAAGCCUAAGGCAUCUCAUGGUGCGUAAUAACCCCUGGCGCUGUGACUGCGCAGUGAAAUGGGUGGUAGUGUGGCUCAAGUCUUUGCCUUCCUCUAUCAACGCCCGCGGUUUUGUGUGCCUGAGUCCAGACAAGGUGCGUGGCAUGGCAAUCAGAGAGCUCACCCUGGAUAUUAUCGAGUGCCCGGUUGAUGCCAACCAGCCGCCCUGGCCCACGCUCCGCUCCACACCCCCUCCUCCACCCACCAUCUCCUCUAUCACCACCAUCAUCUCCACCUCCAUUAGCACAUCCAUCCCUUUCUACUUUGACUCACCUUCCCCUCCUUUACCACCAAUCCAUAACAACCUUCCCGGACCCUUGCCUCCUUACGAGGACCCCCUUCAGAUCUCAUUCACUGUGGUCAACUCCACCAAUAUUGAGGUGAGCUGGGUUUCCUACUUCACUGUCACAGCCUACAAAGUCACUUGGGUCAAAAGGGGCCAAAGCCAAAUAAACGAAGGGAUGCGGGAGAGGACAGUCAGUGGGGGCCAACGGCGUAUCAGCCUCACAAACCUGGAGCCGCGGUCUGUUUACCGGAUCUGUGUGCAUGUGCUGGACACCCUUAACUCUUACAGGCCUGGAGAGGAUACUAUAUGCUCUGAGGCCAGGACCAAGCCUGCCUUGCCUACAAAGCCUCCCGUCAAAGACCGAUCUCCUCAGGAGAGCAUCCACUCCACACUGCUAAUGGCUGGGAUCAUAGGUGGAGCAGUUCUUCUCAUCCUAGUAACGCUGCUAAGCCUGUUCUGCUGGCACAUGCACAGGAAGAACCGGUCAUCUUCGACCAAGUGGAAAUACAACCGGGGCAGGAGAAAAGACGACUACUGUGAGGCUGGCACCAAGAAGGAUAACUCCAUUCUGGAGAUGACUGAGACCAGCUUCCAGAUAGUGGCGCUGAACAAUGAGCAGCUGCUCAAGGGAGAUUUUCGCAUUCAGCCCAUCUACACGCCCAACGGGGGCAUUGGAUUUAGAGACUGUCACCUCAGUAACAACAGCAUAGCCUACUGCAAGAGCAGCAACGUGCCCAGUACAGAGUUCUGCCACACGUGAUGCAGCAGCAAAUAGUACAGCUGUUUUCACACACACACACACACACACACACACACACACACACACACACACACACACACACACACACACACACACUUAAUAAUACUUGCAUAAAUACACACAUAAAUCAUUUGUGUAGACAACAAAAAACAUAAAAAUUCUAGUCAAAUAUAACUGUACUAUAUAUUUCCAAGUUCUGUCUAAAAUGUAAUUUAUACUGUGGAUAAUAAUGUGGGAUUCUCUGCUAUCUUUUUUAUUCUUAGGAAAGGAGAUACAAGUGUUUCUUUUUUUAUAACCAGCAGGGUUUUGAAAGUUGUUUUAAAUGGUCAGUACUGUACAUGAACAUGGAUUUGUACAAUCACAGCACCCCGGGUGCAGCUUCUAACGAACGCUGUCAGCCUUGGAAAACGUUGGCGCUUAGAGGGCUGGGAUCCUUUGCUAACCACAGAAGCAAAAUACGACCUUUCCGCGCUUUAACACGCUGCAACACCCCCCCUCCCCAGUACAACAGAACAGUAGUAAAAGAGAAACACAGCACAGGGAAAGGCUGCUAGGAACACUGCUGGUUAGGGCACUGUGGGAACACGACACUGGCGCUUUGGUGGCACGUUGUAAAAAAACAACUGAAGUGCACUUUCAUAAAGGCAGCGCGGCAGGAAAUGAGCAGAGGUGGUGAUCACAUGUAAAUGAUUGUGGACAGUUACCAGUGGAAAGGCUGGAGUGAGAUUUCCCUAAAGUGUCUUCACGCUAAAAGCAUCUUUGUUCUAUUGAUGUACAGUCGAACAAAAGUGGGCUUAGUCCAGAGUCGCUUUUGGGAAAAACUCUGAAAACGAAUGUGUCAUGUUUUUUGAGAGGAGGUGCAAACAUGAGCUUAAAAAGCAACAAAGGAUUAUUGUUCCUAAUGAGGUGCACGGAUGUGCUGAGACAUGCACAUCCCUUUGAAGAAAUUCCCUAAUUUGUUCUGCUUAUUUUUCCCCCGUCGUUUUUAGCGAGCGAGGCCACAAGGGGGCAGUUUCAUUUAGAGUCAUGUUUGGGGCAGAGGAACGCCAUUCCAUAACAUUACUCAUAGCCAAAGAGCAUUGUUUUAUAGUAUUGCUCACUGAGCUCCUUAAUGAUGUGGAAUCAUUUAAAACUAACAGUGUUUUGGUUGGUAAAUGAUACAGAUUUUCACUUUUGUUAUGUAUUAUAAGGAGAAGGCCUCAGAUCUUUUGUGCUUGAGGAUGUGUGUGUGUGUGUGUUUUUGUCUGUGUGUGUAAAGUUACACACACACACACACACAUAAUGCUAAUUAUACACCCACUUAUUUCAGCGUUGUCCCAGCCUUCAUUAAGCUUUUUGAUCAAUUAGGAAAUUACAACAAUAAGACUGCGCUCCGCCCAUAAUCCUCACAAUGCACAGUUGCGACUCAGCAGCUCAUUUAGUGUCUCAUCAUUUAUCCCUUUUGUCUGCGACUGUCCGAUUCAUUUAUGGUUCGCUCACCUGAACAAUGCACCUGAUCCUUCCAGGACAUUAGCCCCGAAAAUUAUGAUUCUCAUCUAAGCUACUCUCAUUUUCAGCCUUUCUUUCCCCAACUUCGCUGUCUUUCUUUACACCUCUAAUCCCGGCGUGGUCUUAAUUAAAGCAGUUUUCCUGCCCUUCAGUUCACGGACAGUGGUAGCGGCUCGUUGCAUGUGAGGUGCCAGCAAGAGGCCUUCAUUAUGCACUUCUUAAGACGACUUUAUUUGAUUUGACAAGAUUUUAUUUUCAGGGGCCAAGCUUAAUGAAUUCCCACCAUCGAACCCCUGCACCCCCCCUCUUUCUGUUCCUCCUCUCUUCAUAAUCCUCAACCAAAAAAGGGAGAAAAUAUGUAGCCCUUAUUUUCACUUGGCUGCAUGGAGCUCAAGCUGGGAGAGGGCGAGCGUUAACUGUUUGUGAGGGAGGCAGCUUUAGCUUCGGCUACAUUGUAUACAGUGGAGAGGUGAAAGGAACCGAACAUUAGGCAAACUGAUCUCUAAGGGCUUACACUUAAAAUAUUCCAGUGUCAAGAUUGAUGAGAAAGCAAUCUUAAUCAUUGCAGGAGUUUAUCAGAUCAUGAUCAUAUGGAAUUUAAUUUAAGAUGUUGUCAGUGUACACUGAAAUAAUGAAACCAUGAUAUUAAGAAUUGUUGGUUUUAUUUGACAUUGUAAGCAGAUUCUAUGAGAUUGAAUCAUGUUGGUGGAGCAAUCAAAUAACAUAUGUACUUGAAAGAUCCAAUUUUUACAUUUGUUAAAUCCUUAUAAAAACCUUAUACAGCAAUGAAUGGAUAACCUUUAGUCUUAAAAUCGUCUUUGUAAUUAGACAGCUGGCAUAUUUGUUGUAGAUGUAUUUCUGUAACAUUAACGGCAAUAAUAGCAACAAUACUUAUAGAAAUAGAUCUAAAAUGACUAAAGUAUUGUCAAUGUGGGAGAUUCUCUAAUGGUUAGAUGAGAAGUCUGAUGCCACAUCCAGGUCUGUUUGCUAAACAAAAAGCUACUGCUCGUAGUAGAACAACAUGUCUGAUUUCACACUUGGAUGAUUUCAACAAUUGAGCUUCAUUGUGAUUGUUGUGUCAUCUGUAGACAUGUUUUGAGUCGUUGGGCUAAGCUAAGCUAGGCUAAGCUAACUGCAGUCUGGCUUGAAAUCUUUGUGUGUAAUAGUAGAAAAGAAAAAAGUUCAAAAUGACCUUUAUUUAAACUGGCGUAGAAAGUUUUAUUUUAAGCAAAUGUGAUUUUAAGACUAAGAAUUUAAACACGUGUUAAAAGCGUCAUGCUGGGUUCAUUGUCCACAAGCCCUUCUGUGGUUAUCAAAGCAUCUCCACUUUUUAUUUGACUCUUUUUCUACUAAUAUCCACAUAUCAGCAGACCCAAUAACACAGAUGCACCAGGCUGCCAUGACCUUAGCUUUGAUCUACCCUGUUUAGCAGUCAGGGCGCUAACUGACUAAGCAACUGACCCUACUGAGAAUUCACGUUUGGUUUGCUACAUGCUGCACCAGCGAACCAUGACCCCCCCCCCCCCCCCAUAGAAAUACUUUGAACAUCGACAUAACAUACCGUUUGACUAUCAGAUUUUUUGUUUGUCUUAGAUGAAUGCCCUAUUUUACAUACUGAUCACAUACUGAUGAAACAGAACAUAUAGUAUCUCCCCUGUCUGUGAAUGUGCAAUGGAGACAGAUAUUUGCCUUACCUUUUAUGCAGGACUGAAUGAUUAGCUGGAGAGAGAUUGAUUCGUGGCAGGAAGGGAAGGAGAGCGAAAGAAAGCACAUUUCCGAAAGAUUGCAACAACAGCGGCAACGCUAAAUGUAGUAACGGGGAGAACAACACGCGAGCGUGACGCGCGGUAGCUAACAAGUGACCUCGAGUGGCGCGUUGCUAAUGUCGAACCAGGCUGGAAAGAGCUUCGGCGGUUGUUUUGCAGCGUACAUCACUCUGAAUUUUCUACUUGGUUGAUGACGCUAAAUGCAUCAGUACCGUUUCAGGGUGCCGAGAAGUAAUUCUCCUCAAAGAUCACCGACUCACGUUGACAUAAUUGUGCUUAAUCACCAAGAGGCUAAUUAAGACAAAACACGAGUGGAUGAAACCGAACACUUAAAGAGUAAUCUUUUCUUCCUAUAAUCAAACCCCUCACUAAUAUCUAUUAGCCAGUGACACUCAUCCAUGGAUGUCUGCAUGUACUAUAUUUAGCUUCAUAGCCUUUCAUUUAAGUCACACCACCUUUUGGAAUUUGAAGUAUUCUGUCACCGACUGGUGGUUGAGAUACAGCACGAGCAACGCGGCAGAGAGAUUCUUACGGUUUGGAGGAAGUGAUCUGGGAUGUUACGGUGCAUGUAAAACGGCAAUUCCUGGCUUCUCAUCGAGACACUCGCAGUGUUACAUUAGCCAUCCACACCGAGAUGUUUUCUUAGGAACCAAAGUUAAAUCUUUUUGUUCUCAUGAUGAAAUAUUGAUGUUGUUCCAUGUAUGUGCCUUGAGGAUGAACUUACAAUGUAAAGUCCUUGAAACCUUUAAAUGUUUUUGCACAAACUGUAAAUACUUAAGUGAAGCUUUUUGAAAAUAAAAGAGCCCUUGGAUUUGA
Molecule: messenger RNA, 7594 nt
Organism: Betta splendens (Siamese fighting fish)
Lineage: Eukaryota; Metazoa; Chordata; Actinopteri; Anabantiformes; Osphronemidae
Gene: flrt2
Product: fibronectin leucine rich transmembrane protein 2
Exons: 2
Coding region: 1542-3524 (660 amino acids)
Molecular function (GO): protein binding
Source: RefSeq, a predicted model, not a curated record